Messenger RNA from Anopheles coluzzii, 2976 nucleotides. Its product is annotated as zinc finger protein 54-like. NCBI's taxonomy places the organism in Eukaryota, Metazoa, Arthropoda, Insecta, Diptera, Culicidae. The record is from RefSeq and is a predicted model, not a curated record. Gene Ontology annotation, cellular component: nucleus. Gene Ontology annotation, biological process: regulation of transcription by RNA polymerase II. Bases 60 to 2852 code for a protein of 930 amino acids. The transcript has 8 exons. Gene Ontology annotation, molecular function: zinc ion binding; RNA polymerase II cis-regulatory region sequence-specific DNA binding; DNA-binding transcription factor activity.
UCAUUCAUCCAAACAGCAUUCAAUGUUUACAAACAAACACCUCAGCUUUGCGGUGUGCAAUGGCGGCAAUUCCACGCGAAAUAAAUGAAGUCUGUCGGCUUUGCCUGUGCCGGGACGAGAAUAUUCUCUUUCCUGCGACCAAAUUCAUCGACUCCCAGCUGACCCUGGACGAUGUGGAACGAGUAGCCGGUGUACGGAUCAUGGAACAGGAAAGCAUGCGCUGCGUGUUGUGUGUCGAUUGUAACAACAAACUACGGCACAUCAAAGCCUUUAAGGCCUCCUGCAUCAGCAAUGAUGAGACGUUUAGAAAGUGGUUUACAGUGGCCGAUAAAGAUUGUUCGCGAGACGACACUCAUCCACUGAAAUUGAAUGCUGUAGCGCAAGCAUUCAACGGUGCGGCGCGCGAAACUGACCAGUGUAACGAUUCGGCGAAUGAGUUCGAUGAGGCAACAUUUUUCGACAACAACAUUGUAGUCAUCAAGGAAGAAGAAAUUGACGACCAGGCGGUCAAAUACAUCGUUCAAGAAAUGUAUGAAGACAUGGAAGUACUCACAGAAGAUGUUGUUGACUUCGAUGUUGAUGAUGAUGAUGAAGAUGCUGAAGAAUUUUCCGAGGACAUGAAAACAGAAGGGAGCCAAACAUCGAUAGAUGAUUUCGUUACCAGCGAUGAUCCGGGCGAGGCGUCUGUACCGUACGAACCGUACGAACGGCAGCCAACAACGCCAAACGAAACUUCCGCACCAGCGAUACCAGCGGACCAUCAAACAGUAACUCCCGCCGCCAGUGAGGAAACGGGCAAGAAGAAGAAUCCACAAAAGAAAACCCUUUGCCCGCUGUGCGGCAAAUUAAUACUCUCGCUAAAAGACCACAUGUUGAGUCACACGGGGGAGAAAAAAUACCGCUGCAAGUACUGCCCCAAGACCUGCGGUCGGAAAGGAUCGCUGCGGCUGCACAUGCAAGCCGUCCACCUGAAAAAGAUUGUAAAGAGCUGUGAAAUAUGCGGCAAAGGCUUCACUUACGUGGAGUCGCACGAAGCGCACAUGCGUGCCAAACACGGCUUCGGUGAACCAUUUGAAUGUACCAUAUGCAACAUUAAAUUUCGCCAUAAAGGCGGUUUACGGGGUCACAACAAUCGCAAGCACAACGAUGAAAGCAACUGUGAGUGCCCAACUUGUGGCAUGAAAUUUCUCGACAAGAAAGGAUUACGAGCGCACAGCAUAGUGCACUCGGACGAGCGACCGUUUGGCUGCCGCUAUUGUCCAAAGAUGUUCAAAACUGCUAAAACGCUGAAAAACCACGAAAAUCUCCACCAAGGUGUAACAUUUUCCUGUACGAUGUGCGGAAAAAGCUAUAAGCAUCAAUCGCUGCUAUACGUGCACAUGAAAAAAUGUCAUGACGAGGGUAAAAAUGACAAAUUGAAAUUGGAAAAUGAGUCUAACUGUUUCGGAAACUGCGCUCUGUCAAUCAUCCAAACAAAGUUCAAUGUAUACAAACAGCAGCGUCCAGCUUUGCGGUGCGAAAUGGCGCUAAUUACACGAGAAAUAAAUAAAGUUUGCCGACUUUGCUUAACCGAGGACGAAGUUAUUCUGUUUCCCGCUGCGAAGCUGAUCGACUCCACGCUGACCGUGGACGAUAUCGAGCGAUUUACCGGUGUGCGGAUCUGCGAACAGGAACGAUUGCCGUACGUCGUGUGCAUCGAUUGUAAUAACAAGCUAAGGAAGUUCAUCGCCUAUCGUGCUUUCUGCACAAACAAUGAUGUUCGGUUUAGGAAAUGGUUUGCGGUAACUCUUUCGGACGAUUUGAGCGACCCGGAUCGGACUAGUUCAUCGCUCAAAGCCCUCAUAAAGGAGGAAUUGACCGCUGAUCAACGCGAAGCCAGCAAACGUUACAGUCCUAUCGACGAUUGUAACGAUCAGGCGUUCGAUAGUAAGCAGAAAGUUCAAGAAAUUGAACAGGGCGAACAAAGGAUAGAAGAUGCUACUGCCCUAGAGGGUACGGAUAAUAUCGCCAUAGAUGAUGAGGAUCUGGGUCUUGAGCAGGUACUUUUGAGCGAUAAGUUGACGCCUGAUCCAUUCGAGACAAACAAUACCCUGCCAUCCACCCACCAAAGCGAGCAGCAACGGAAGCAACGGCGAAGGGUUACAGCAUCGCCCGCUGCUAAAGACAAACACGCCACACGGGACAGCCAGGAGCAGGACAGCAAAAAGCAUGUACCGGCCAAGCAGCUGUGCCCGCUGUGUGGCAAACUGGUGCACUCCAUGGCAGACCACAUGCUGUCCCAUACGAAGGAACCGAAGUUUUCCUGCCAGCACUGCCCGAUGACGUGCAGCCGCAAAUCGUACCUCAAGCUGCACGUGGACGCCGUGCACAAGAAGCGCAUCAUAAAGAGCUGCGAAAUGUGCGACAAAGGCUUCAGCUAUAUCGAAUCUUAUGAGGCUCAUAUGCGAUCGAAGCACAACUACGGAGAAUCGUUUGAAUGUACCAUAUGCAACAUUAAAUUUCGCCAUAAAGGCGGAUUGCGGGGUCACAACAAUCGCAAGCACAACGAUCAAACCAACUGCUCCUGUGACAUUUGUGGCAUGAAGUUUCAGGACAAUAUUGGACUGAAGAAACAUGGCCGAGUGCACUCGAACGAACAACCGUUUGCGUGUCGCUACUGUCCGAAGCGUUUCAAAAGCCCGAACGCUCACCGGGCACACGAGCUGAUCCACCAGGGUGUUGUGUUCACGUGUGAGUACUGUGAGAAAACCUACCGGUACAAAUCGCUGCUCAAUAUGCAUGUGAAAAAAGAGCACAAGAAGCAGGUGGCGAAAAGCGAGAGAAAAAAAGCUUUGGCCAACACACAAUCGUAAGAUAAGUUAAAUUAAAAAUUACCAUAAUGCUGUUAAAGCAUUGCGCAGUACGCUCAUUUACUGUUUAUGAAUGUUGAUGUGAAUUUCUCUAUGACUAAAUUAAUAAUAUAUCAAUUAAUUUCUA